This is a messenger RNA of Balaenoptera musculus (blue whale), 2461 nucleotides long. Its product is annotated as tumor necrosis factor receptor superfamily member 10A-like. Gene Ontology annotation, molecular function: TRAIL binding. Lineage: Eukaryota; Metazoa; Chordata; Mammalia; Artiodactyla; Balaenopteridae. The record is from RefSeq and is a predicted model, not a curated record. Bases 102 to 1430 code for a protein of 442 amino acids. Gene Ontology annotation, cellular component: cell surface; plasma membrane. The transcript is spliced from 10 exons. Gene Ontology annotation, biological process: positive regulation of apoptotic process; TRAIL-activated apoptotic signaling pathway.
CUGGGGUCUGGCUGAGUCAUUAGACCGUAGAGCCCUGCCCCGCGCACCGCGCAGGCGGCAGGGACGAUCCCGCGCCCCACGAAAGACACUGUUGCUGCCUGAUGGCUCUGCCGUCUGUCACCCCGCGGCGGCUGGGACAGCGAGUGCCCCGCGACAGCACGGGGCAGCUGGGACAGAGCACACAGGCCGCCUCGAGCACCCGGGCAGGGCGCGCCCCCGGUCCCAGGCCUCGGCUGCGGGGAGCCUUGGUUCUCAUCUUCGUCGUCCCGGGUGUCCUUCUGUCGACUGCGGCUGCUUCAGCCAUGCACAUAAGGCAGGAAAAAUUUCACCAGCAAUUAGCUGCCCCACAGAGAUGGAAACGCAGCCGCUCAGAGAAGUUGUGUGCACCAGGGUUCCAUAUGGAGGAAGCCAGCGGAGAUUGUACACCGUGCACGGAUAAGGUGGAUUACACCAAUUAUUCAAACACCCUCUCUUCUUGCUUACUCUGUAGGAUUUGCAAAUCAGGGGAAGAAGAGAAAAGUCCGUGCACCUCAACCAAGGACACUGAGUGUCAGUGCAAACCUGGCACUUUCCGUAGAGAAGAUGCACCUGAAUUCUGCUACAAGUGCAGCACCCGGUGCCCUGAUGGGAUGGUCGUGGCCACGCCCUGUAGCCCCUUCAGUGACCUCAAAUGUGUGGACCGAAAAUCAGGUACCCAGGCCAGUGGGGAGGCCCUGGUUCCUGGAAAGACAGUGACCAUGAGCCGGAGACUGCCCACCACUCCCUCUCCCUCUUCAGGCGCUUCACAGCUGGUGAUCGGAAUUGUAGCUGCCAGUGUCCUCCUGCUGCUGGUGCUGAUCGCGUAUGUUUUCCGGAGGUUCUUCAUUCAAGGUCGUGCUGUGGACCCUAAGUGCAUGGACAAAGUCCUCUUCUGGCGCUCACAUCCCUUAAGAGGUCCUGGGGCUCUGGACAAUGCCCACAACAACAUGCUGAUCAACAGAGAUUCGCUGACUGAUCUGGUCCCUGAGCAGGAGGUAGAAGAGCAGGUGAAGCCGACAGAUGUCACGGCCCAGUCCCAGGGGGAAGCAAAGCGUCUGCUGGAACCAGCAGGAGCUGAAGGGUCUCACACGAGAGGAAGGCUGCUGGUUCCAGCAAACGGUGCAGACCCCACUGAAAACCUGAGGCUGUUCUUUGAUGACUUUGCAACCAUCGUGCCGUGUGACUCCUGGGAUUCGCUCAUGAGGAAGUUGGGCCUCACGCAAAAUGAGAUCCUUCUGGUCAGAGAAGGGGUCCGGGUCCCUCGGGAUGCCUUGUAUGAAAUGCUAGAGGCCUGGGUCAGCAACAAGGGACGGGAGGCCUCAGUCAACACCCUGCUGGACGCCUUGGAAAAGCUGGGGCAAAGAUUGGCAAAGCAGAAUAUUCAGGACCACCUACUGAACUCGGGAAAGUAGGAGUUUACAAGUGAGCAGAGAGUGAGAAGUGGCAUCCGUGUGCAGCCCUGUAUCUGGCGUCCGUGAACUGUGCUGUCAUGCCUGGGCCUCCUCCUGCUUAUCUGAAUUGGCUAUAUAAAGGAUCUCAGCAGCUUUGGAAGCUUUGGCCUUCUGCAGAAGAGACUCACACAAAAAUAGCAGUUCUUAAAUACUGUGAGAAUUGACCUAAAAUGGCUGCUAUAUUAAGGUUUGGUCCUUUUAUUGCUUUUUAAAAAAAUCUUUCUUCCAUUAAACCCUUCUCCAUAGUGUUCCAACUGCUGCAGGAUAAUUUAAUGGCGGAAACAAUUCUCAGGGGUUUUUGGUCUAUUCCAUCUCAAAGCUUUGUGUGUUGUCUUCCCUAAGGUUGAUGUGGCUAAUGUGGCCAAAACUGGAAUUGCCUGAAAUUUAGGCACAUCAGGAUAUAGCGUGUGGAGUCCACUUGAGUUUACAGAAGGGCCGACCCCUGUGGUCUUGGUGCUAUAUGCCCCUGGCCCUGAUGUCCCUCCCUUUCCUGGAAGUCAGGUGUUUCCUGCCUUUGCUGUUCCCUCUGUGCAGGACACUUUGCCUUCAUCUUCAGAGGGAAAUAUAAAUGAAUUCUUGUCAAUUAAGUGUUGGGUCACUUGUCCCUUUCUCAGAAGACUCCCUUGAGUGCCCAUCUAAAGUAUUAGCCUUGCCAGUGUUUGUCAGCUAUAUUCACUUGUUCACAUGUUUACAGUGUGUUUUACCAAUGAGAAUCUUUAAGAAACACGAACUUGCAUGCUAUAUUGCUUUAUGCCAGUGCAAAUAUGAUACUUGUGAAGUUUUACUUGAAAAUUGGAUGUCUGCUCAAGUCCCUUCUCAAUGAGAGGACCCCUUCUUGAAGAUUUUCUUAGAAACGUCAAACAAUACAAGAAAGAUCAUUAGGUACAAAAUACUCAUGUGUUUAUGAAUUCGUGACCAAAUUAAAUAUGCAAUGUUAUAUUAAAAAUUUUAUAAUUUUAUAAAAUAUGCAAUUUUAUGAACUCGUAAACAAA